This is a messenger RNA of Hippopotamus amphibius kiboko, 2865 nucleotides long. It is a transcript of the gene TSEN54, whose product is annotated as tRNA splicing endonuclease subunit 54. Bases 906 to 2432 code for a protein of 508 amino acids. Gene Ontology annotation, biological process: tRNA-type intron splice site recognition and cleavage. Lineage: Eukaryota; Metazoa; Chordata; Mammalia; Artiodactyla; Hippopotamidae. The transcript has 11 exons. The record is from RefSeq and is a predicted model, not a curated record. Gene Ontology annotation, cellular component: tRNA-intron endonuclease complex.
GCGACCCGGGGCUGUGGAGUUCAGACCGAAGGGAGAGAUAGCCUGUUUGUGACUGGGUGGGCGAGGAGACGUGAUGUGAAGAGAUCUGGGAACCAAGACCCAAGCAUCCCAUUUGGGAAGCCCCCCCCUUCCUCUCCGCCCCUCGCCCUUUCCGGGACUCCCGCGGCGACCUCCGCCCGCGGCCAGAGUCGCCGACCGACGGCCACUGGUUGGAGCGACGGUGCCACCUAGCGGGCCGUGUCGGAACGACCCACGGGGGAGGCGGCGGGGACCCCAGCCUCGAGGAGGCGCUGAGGACGGGCUGGGGCGGCGCUUCAGCACCACCGAGGGCCGGACAGCGCCUCCCGCCCCUUCCCGGCCCUGGAAACCCGGCGUCCGAGCCCCCAGGAAGGGGCCGAACGGAAGACCCUGAAGGAACUGCGAGCCUCCGCAGACCGCACCUGACAGCGCUCGGUGGCCUUCAGCUCGCGAAGCUGUAAUUCAGGAACCUAACGCUCUCCCUCCUCUAAAUCACCGCUUCUUCCCUCCCUGUCCAGGGUGGGUGGUGGGGACUAAGCAGCCACCGGGGCUGCGGAGGCGAGGGUCACGCAUUUGACUCUUCACACUGCACUCUGUAACGCCGGGCUCUUUGAGUGUUACUAGAGAGAGGCCCAGAGGAGGGCGGGCUGGGCAUAGGAGAGGCGAGCGCCUACAAAUCCAGAAACCUGCAAGCUCUCCGUCCCUGGAAUCGAGGCACAGAUGUGUCGGCAGGCGCUAGGACCCGGGCACCCAGGACGGUGGAAAGCAGGGGGGUCGAUCCGGAGACCCGAGGAGCAGAGGUCGGACCCGCGGGCGCUAGGGCCGCGCGGAGUUCCGGCGGUGGGCGGGGCACGGGCGGCGCGCGCGCAGCCGCAGACGGCGACCCGAUGGAGCCCGAAGCCGAGGCCGCCGCGGUGGAGGUUCCCGCCGGGCGCGUGCUCAGUGCCCCGGAGCUCUUCGCCGCCCGUUCCCGGUCCCAGAAGCUGCCCCAGCGCUCGCAUGGCCCCAAGGACUUCCUCCCUGACGGCUCGGCGGCCCAAGCGGAGCGGCUGCGCUUGUGCCGCGAGGAGCUCUGGCAGCUGCUGGCGGAGGAGCGCGUGGAGCGCCUGGGCAGUUUGGUGGCCUCCGAGUGGAGACCGGAAGAAGGCUUCGUGGAGUUGAAGUCUUCUGCGGGUAAAUUCUGGCAGACCAUGGGCUUCUCAGAGCAGGGUCGGCAACGGCUUCACCCGGAGGAGGCCUUGUAUUUGCUGGAGUGUGGCUCCAUCCAGCUCUUCCACCAAGACCUGCCGCUCUCUAUCCAAGAGGCCUACCAGCUGCUGCUGACCGAGGACACUGUGACUUUCUUGCAGUACCAGGUCUUCAGCCACCUGAAGAGACUGGGCUAUGUGGUUCGACGAUUCCAACCAAGCUCCGUCCUCUCCCCUUACGAGAGGCAGCUGAACUUGGAUGGCAGCGCCCAGCACUUGGAGGAUCAGAAUGGCAAGAGGAAGAGGAGGAGCUCCAGCUCUCAGUCCAUUAAUAAGAAGCCCAAGGCCCUGGAGAACCCCCUGCAGGGGGUGGAUGGGACACCUGAGAGCCUGGCAACCUCCAGCCCACCUCCCCGAAACCAGAACAGCCGAUGCCCAGAGGAGAAACCCCAGGAGUCAAGCCCCGUAAAGGGCCCAGUGGGCCCCUUUCAGCUUCCGGGGUCCCUGGAGCCCUGCCCUGGUCUGGCCAGGGAGGGGGUGCGGCGCAGCCAGGAGGGUGGCAAAAUAGAGAAUGGGGUCCUGGGGGCUCGUAAGCCACGCUGGAACUUUGAGCAGAUCUCCUUCCCCAACAUGGCUUCAGACAGCCGCCAUACCCUCCUGCUUGCCCCCGCCCCAGAGCUGCUCCCGGCCAACGUGGAGGGGCGGGAGACAGAUGCUGAGUCCUGGUGCCAGAAGCUAAACCAGCGGAAGGAGAAGCUCUCCAGGUGGGAACGGGAGCAACAGGCAGAGGCCCAGCACUUCCGGGAGGAUGUGAAUUCGGAUCCCGAGGUGCAGCGCUGCUCCAGCUGGCAGGAGUACAAGCAGCUGCUGCAGAGGCGGCACCUGCAGAAGACCCAGAGCCGCCCCCCACACCUGUGGGACCAGCCUGUCACCCCCUUGCUGAGUCCCAGUCAGGCAGACUCCCCAGCCACAGUCCUUAAGCAUAUCUCUGUGCUGCAGACAACACACCUUGUUGAUGGAGGUGUCCGGCUGCUGGAGAAGUCUGGGGGAUUGGAGAUCAGCUUUGAUGUUUACCAGGCUGACGCCGUGGCCACCUUCCGAAAGAAUAACCCUGGCAAGCCCUAUGUCCGAAUGUGCAUUAGUGGGUAUGAAACCAAUUUGAUGAGCCAGCCCCAGACCUCUGCACCCUCAAGCGGUUGUCCUACCAGAGUGGAGAUGUUCCUUUGAUCUUUGCCAUUGUGGAUCACGGAGACAUCUCCUUCUACAGCUUCAGGGACUUCACGCUGCCCAGGGAUCUGGAACACUGACCACGCAGCUCUGGCAGGGCCUGGGGUCUGCUCUGGGGGACCUGGACUGUCUACUCUCAGGGACCAUCUCAGAUGCCUCCUACACCCAGACUCUGACCUGUAGCUUCAGAGGCUAGUCUGGGCCUUGACCGUGGGUGUCUGAUGCUUGCAGGAGAGCGAAGCCUUGCCCUUCUACCUGGCUGCUGCAGCACUUCCACACUCCAGGCCUGAGAUUGCUGCCUUGCAGUAAUCAUCUCAGAACUCAGGACUAGCUUUCAGAGACCAGCCAGGUGGGGCGGAAGAGAGGACUCUGUGCCUUUAAAUGAGAGGGUGCCUGCUUCAUGCGAUAAAGCCAAAGCCAUUAAAAAAUAGAU